Entrophospora candida is the source of this 3290-nucleotide messenger RNA. The record is from the annotation of a GenBank genome assembly. Lineage: Eukaryota; Fungi; Glomeromycota; Glomeromycetes; Entrophosporales; Entrophosporaceae.
AUGUUACAAUCACCACCAUUAUCACCUUUAACAACAAACACAUUUCAUUUAAAAACCAAUUCAAUUCAAGAAAUUUUUUUGCUAGAUCCAUUUCUUUAUGUCAAUGGUAGACGUUAUCAUAAUGUACCCACUGCAUCUUAUUUCCUGCCAAACGAUAAACAAGAAAUUGAGCGUUUAACUUUAGAACAUAUAAUCUAUCAUUUCAUUUGGAAUGGUAAUUUUUCCUCUCCUGUUGAUAAUGUUUUAAAGUCAUCACCCGCAAAAAAUGAUAAAGCAAAAGUUUUGGAUAUAGGUUGUGGCCCUGGCCAUUGGUUGUUAGAAAUGGCCGAGGAAUAUCCUAAUGCUAAUUUUGUUGGUAUUGAUAUUUCUCCCGUUUUCCCUAAUGAAUACGAUUCAAAUAAACCCACAAACGUUGCUUUUUUAAAAUUUGAUGCUCUUAGUGAAAAUGGUUUGCCUUUCCCAGAUGAUACCUUUGAUUUUGUCUAUCAAAAAUUUAUGGUAUUUUUUAUCCCUGAAAAUAAACGGAUGAAACACAUAGAAGAAUUAAUAAGAAUUACUAAACCUGGUGGAUGGAUUGAAUUAAUGGAUGUUGAUCCUUUGCCUUAUGAUACAGGUCCAAUUUCAACUUUUUUUCUGCAAUCAAGAAUAAAUAGAAAAAUGUUAUUUGAAAUUCCAUUAUUAUUUAAUCAGAAAUCUGAAUUGAUUACUGUUCAUUCUCAAGAACGUCCGAAUCCUAUUGGUUCUUGGGGUGGCAAAAUGUUGAAAAACAUUGAAUUAAUUGUUGAUCCAUUAAAACCUUACAUAUUACCAGGUUAUCCGUCAAAUAAAACUGUUAGCAACAACGCUCAUCAAUCAAAAUACAUGAUAGCAAGCAAUCUGAAUAACGUUUUGAGAAGUAAAAUUCUUGACGAUGUACUUAUAAAAGUUCCAAGUAUUUUAGAAGAAACAAUUCCACAUAUUUCUGAGGAGACUUUGGUUUUUUUAGCAGUUUCUUUUAAAGAAUGUGAAAAUAAUAAAACUCGUCGUUGCAUUCUAAAGGUUUUCAAAGAAGCUGAAAAUCAUAUUACAAAUAAUACUGGUCCCAAAUAUGAAGAAAUUAUUAAAAGUAUAUUCUUUCUUUUAGAAAAUCAAAGCAAUGAUCCAAUAGCUCAGCUUUUGGAUAUUCAACACGGAAUACUUCAACGACUUGAUUCUCCUAUACCAAUAGAAGCAAAUGCUGCAAUUUUUGCGGCUGAUAAAAUUUCCUCAAAAACAGAAAAAUUUUCUGUUAUUUUAUGUGAAAAAUUGGCUUCAAAACUUCAAUUCUUAAGACACAUGCAUUGGGAUAAGAAUUUAGCUAGAAAGGCAAGGUCUAUGUGUAUUCAACUGCUCGAGAAGCAUUCAGAUGAUGUUUAUGUUAUAACAAUUUUGAAAACCUUGACAUUCUUGUCAUGUCAUGCUCUUGAGUAUACUGCUAGUCAGAUUGACCUUUUAUUUCAAUAUUUAAUGGAUGAUGCAAGAAAAAGAGUUAAAAUUAGUAUACUAACUGAUUUGAAUAGAUUGGCAUCUAAAAACUUUAGAUUUGAUGCAACAAAUAUUUUAAAUUUAUUGAAUAUCAUAGAUAGUGAAUCUGAUGAUAUUAUCAAAAUCAAAGCAUUAAAUGUUUUAUCAACAUUAUUACAACAAAAUCCAGGUCAACUUACCAACCUAAUCUCCACUGAUUUAGAUCAAGAUGUUCGUAUAGAGAUACUUCACUAUAUUCAAAUAUUUGAAGAUAUGUUACCGAAUAUUCAGCAAAAUAUGUUGGAUCUUACUAUCGUUUUUGUUAGGUUCUUUGUAAGGUUGAUAAUAGAAUAUGAACAUAUCAGAGAUUUAGAUCGGUUUAUAAAAAUAGGAGAUGAGUGGGACAUAUAUCUCAAAGAUCUCCCUUCAAAGAUUAGUAAGUCAAUAUUGUUAAUUAUAAAGAAAUUGAUGAAGGCAUCAUAUAAUACUCAAGUCACUAAUGAUAUAGAUAAAAGUGAAAAACACUUGAAUAUUUUUAAAGAAUUUCUCAAGUGCCUGUUUUCAAUAUGUCUGACAAAUGAUGAUUUGGCUAAAAAUGUAAUUUGUGAUAUUUUUGAUUUAUUGAAGGAAAAUAUUGGCCUUGAUGUUGGAACAAUCAUGCAAGGAUUUCAGGAUGAAAUUUUAUCAUUAUUAAGUUCUGAAGAAUUAAUAAACUUGCCUCGUUCUUUUAGAUUACUUGCAAAGACUGCAUUAAGAUCACGACCUGAAUUUACAUCACAAAUAAAAGAAUUUAGUAAUACGCUUCUUAAAGCAAUUCACCAAUUUGGAAAUUAUAUUACAAAAAGGUUCACAAAAAAUCAAUGGGAUGUUUAUUUGAUCGGAGUAGAGGCCGGUAAAUCUGGUUGUUACAACAUCAUGUCAUCUAUUUUUCAGUCAUUUGUUGAUGAGGUUGAUUCUGAAGCACCUAGAUUUUGGCUUAAAUCUUUGAGUAAUGUCGCUGAUGCUGAGCAAAAAAUUGCUCACAAUAUUGAUAUAAAUCCAUUCGACGAUGGUAACUUUAAUGAACCUGUACGACUUUACGUAAAAGGAGACUCUGAAUUAAAUGGAUUCAUGUCUUUUACAGAUACAAGUGAUCACAGAAUUUUUGCAAGAUGGUUUUGUCAACUUCGAGUCGAAUUUUUUUUGAAAGUGAAACUUAUUUUAUCUCGAUUAAAUUUUCUCUUAAAAAUUAAAUCACAAGAAAUUGACUUUGACAUAAUUCAACCUAAAAAAAUUCUUAACGAUUUAGCGAAUUUACAUAGUUUUGUUGCUUAUUCAUUCUAUGAUAUUGAUAAAGAAAAACCAAUAAAUCCAUUGUUACUUUCAUUGAUCCAGCUUACAAAUUCUGACAAUAAUUACCAGAAUGAAACUGAUAAAAUACAAGAAAUUAAUUCUUACAAAAGAAAAAAGAAUAAAACACAGUCUGUUUUAAGAUUUCAAUGUAUUGAUAUUUUGAAACGUGUUAAGCAACUCCAAGGAAUUAAAGAUACAGUUUGGCUUAAAAUUCCAUCGAUCGAAAGAAAUCAAUUAUUUCAACGAAAUUUUACAAAAUUAGUUCUUAAUUUUGAAGGAUUAGUUGAAAUAAGUAAAUUAAGUAAAGACAAUACUUUGAGCACUGUUUUCACUUUUCCAAUUGAAAAUAAUAAUAAUAAUAGCGAUUAUUUUACAUGUACUGCACUUGUUUCAUUUCCAAAUGGAAAUGGUUAUUUAAAUGUUUUUACAAGAGUUAUCGAUGAAAAUUUAGAUAAAUGGUUCAUUGGACCAAAUUU